This is a messenger RNA of Recurvomyces mirabilis, 1089 nucleotides long. RefSeq lists its product as uncharacterized. The transcript has 4 exons. Bases 1 to 1089 code for a protein of 362 amino acids. The record is from RefSeq and is a predicted model, not a curated record. NCBI's taxonomy places the organism in Eukaryota, Fungi, Ascomycota, Dothideomycetes, Mycosphaerellales, Teratosphaeriaceae.
AUGGACGCUGGCUCUAAAGCACCCCUUGUGCCGGUCACGUCAACUGACCAUGCUGGGUACAUUAUCGUCACCAUCUACGGAGCAUUGUUCACCACGGCAGUCUUUUGGCUCGUAAGACUGGUCUUCCGCUUCCAGAAGCUUCGACCGAGAUGGGACGAUGGGUUUUUGAUAUGCUCUAUGCUAUUCGCGAUUUUGCAAACAGUAUGCAUGCAACUGUCGACGAGCGCAGGACUAGGAAAGCAGAAGCGAACGCUUGAGCAUGGCGACAGCUGGGAGAAGUCAUUCUUCGCUGCCCAACUUCUCAACGUCUUGUCGCAACUGUGCUCGAAACUAUCCGUGAGCCUACUGUUCCAGUCCUUCCAACCAUUCAAGGGCAUCUCGAAAGCAAAUAAAGCCUCACUGGUGCUUCAUACGGCGUGGCUAGUCGCUUCGGUCAUUGCUCUUGCACUGCAGUGUGGACCACCUAACCCAUGGCAUCUCAGAGCUGACCGUUGCGUCAGUUUGCGAUCUCUUGAGCUUGGCAUAGACCUAGUCAACAUAUUCUCGGAAGUCUGCCUGAUUGCUCUGCCGACAGCACUCAUGCCACAGGUCCAGACCACUGUGCAGAUCCAGAUAUUGGUCAUUGUGUGCUUUGCUUGUCGGACGGCGGUGAUUGGUACACUCGGCGGUCAUAUUUCCUCUCUUCACCAUCUGGAGAUCUUCGACGACCCUUCAUGGUCUUACACCAUGCCCGCAAUCUGGUCGCAGGUCGUGAUGAACGUAUCGAUCUUGACUGCCGCCAUCCCUGGUAUGCAGCAGUUCUUGGCAGACCUCCGACCGGGCAUGACGACUUUGACAGUCAGAGAUGCGCAUCAAGAGACGAGCAAUUCCGCUUCGGUGUUUGGUGCGAAUAGUCGAGCUCGAGCUACGGCGUACAGUGAUUCGAAGGGCAAUUCGUGGGAGCUCAGCAAAUUGGAUUCGGUCAUGAGGUCGAAGGGUGGGACCAGGCAAGAGCGAAGACAUUCGGAGUCGGAGAGUGUGGAGCGCUUGACACCUCAUCCGAACAAUAUUGUGGUGACGAGAGAGUUUGUUUCGUAUAUCGAGGACUAA